Molecule: messenger RNA, 1914 nt
Organism: Cucurbita moschata (crookneck pumpkin)
Lineage: Eukaryota; Viridiplantae; Streptophyta; Magnoliopsida; Cucurbitales; Cucurbitaceae
Product: early nodulin-like protein 2
Exons: 2
Coding region: 132-1811 (559 amino acids)
Cellular component (GO): plasma membrane
Molecular function (GO): electron transfer activity
Source: RefSeq, a predicted model, not a curated record
CGCGCUUUAUCCCCAUUUCCCCACCCUGCAACGGUCACCAUUUCCGCCUUCUAUUUAUCUCCUCAGUCCUUCAUCUCUCUACCUCCAACCCCUUCUCUCUCUCUCUUAAACCAUUUCUCUCUCCAUUGGCUAUGGCGUCUCUCCUCUGUCUCUGCAUUCUCUUCUUCCCCUGUUUUCUCUCUGUUUCUCAUGCUUAUACGUUCUACGCCGGUGGAAAGGAUGGGUGGGUUCUCAACCCCUCUGAGAGCUACGAUAAUUGGUCUCAUCGAAACAGGUUUCAGGUCAAUGAUGUUAUUGUGUUUAAGUAUGCGAAAGGGUUGGAUUCUGUGUUGGUGGUGAGUAAAGAGGGUUAUGAAAAGUGUGAUUUGAAGAAUCCGAUUAUGAAAUUGGAGGAUGGGAAUUCGGAGUUCAAGUUUGAUCGCUCUGGGCCUUUUUAUUUUGUUAGUGGCAAACAGGGGAGCUGUGAGAAGGGCCAGAAAUUGAUGGUGGUUGUGUUGGCUCAGCGCCCUCCUCCGCCGUAUACGGUGGGAGCCCCACCACCUUCUGGAGCGGCGCCGUCCUACUCGCCUCCGGUUUUGCCUUCUCCUCCUCAAGCUAAGCCGCCAGGAGUUUCUCCCUCACCGCCGUCUGGUUCUCCUGGAGCCAAAUCGCCUUCUGGUUCUCCACCAUCGGCGACACCCAUUUCGCCGUCUCCACCGUCGGGAACACCCACUUCGCCUUCUCCAUCUGGGUCUCAUUCUCCGGCGCCAUCAGGUUCUCAUUCUCCCGGUGGGGCAAAAUCUCCUUCUGGUUCUCCACCGUCGGGGACACCUAGCUCGCCGUCUCCGUCGUCUGGGACGCCUAUUUUGCCAUCUCCGCCUUCGGGAACACCCAGCUCGCCGUCUCCUUCUGGGUCUCAUGCUCCGGUACCAUCAGGUUCUCAUUCUCCUGGUUCGCCGUAUCCUGGAGCGAAAUCUCCUUCUGGUUCUCCGCCGUCGGGGACACCUAGCUCGCCGUCUCCGUCGUCAGGGACACCUAUUUUGCCAUCUCCACCUUCGGGAACACCCAGUUCGCCGUCUCCGUCUGGGUCUGAAACUCCGGUGACCACGCCAGUGCCGGCCGGUUCCCCCACUUCUCCGUUGCCGGGAACGCCCACUUCGCCUUCUCCAUCCGGGUCUGGAACUCCAGUGACCACACCAACCCCGGCCGGAUCUCCUUCAUCAAGUCCGGGAACACCCACUUCGCCGUCUCCAUCUGGGUCCGCCGGUUCUCCCACUUCACCUUACCCUGGAGCAAGCUCUCCGUCAGGGUCACACAUUUCGCCGUCUCCUUCCGGUUCCGAAACACCGAUAACAUCACCAGUCCCGGCCGGUUCUCCCACUUCCACAAUACCCGGAGCAACCUCUCCGUCAGGAUCACCGCUCCCCGGCUCAUCUCCAGCAGGAUCACCAUCAUCAGAAUCCAAUUCCCCCUCCACUUCGCCAUCUCCAGCCGACGCCAUCACGCCCACAACAGCUCCGGUACCGGCAUUUUCACCAAGUUCAUCCUCUCCGAUUAUAUCCCCAGCAUUAUCGCCGUCGACCGAAGGGCCAAUUGGUCUACUCCCACCUGAGUCCAGCGAUGCACCCAUAAAUUCCCCGCCGUCUCCACCAUUAUCUCCGUCGUCUUCCUCAGGAGAAGCACCAUCACCAAGAGGCUCUGCAAACGACACAACACCGUCAACACCACGAUCGUCCGCCAUAGCUUCAACUCCAUCGGUAAUUUUGUUGGGUUCCAUUACAAUUGUGUUAAGCAUGAUCAUCAAUGGAGGAUCUCUUAUGAAUUUCACUUGAGAAGAAGAACGAACAUAAAUCUCAUUUUUAAUAAUUAGAGUUUUGUGAAUAAAAUUGAGAGAAAUUUCUCCAAUAAUAUUGUUCUUCUAUUUUCCCCCUUUCA